CUUGGCAUGGAUUUAUGUUAAUUUUCUAACUAAAUGGCACAUCUUGAGGUACCGCCAUUUGUAAAAGGAUCUUUUAGGCUAUAUCAUUAGCUCUUUAAGGUUAGUAGAUGGUGUUUUGUGUUACUAUUCUUGAUAAUUUGUUACUCUAAAUGGUAGUGGCGUAUGCUUAAAGCAUUUGCAUGUUGGAAAUGCGAAGCAUGGAUGAGUAUACUUAAUAUGUUGUCUAACUUAAGCACAAGUAUGGAAUGAGGCUUACUGACAUUGGUGCUGGUACCUUGGUUGGCUCAACGAAGGAGAAGUGGGGUUAGAAAUAGGAGUACAAUAAGCAUCAUCUUCAUAUUUUGGUUUGUAUGAGAACUGAUCUAUUGCGUAGUUAAGAUCUCGGCGAGCAUUGAGAAAUCAACACUGAUGUUAAUUCUUGAUAGUAUACUAGUAUUAUCUUGCUUGCCAUAUUUGUGGGGCUUAGAUUGGUGUCCUUUUAGAUUUCCCACCCCCGCCUUUACCGGCCUUCGUCUUCCUUGGAUGUUUCCUAGCAAAACUUUCCAUUCAAUGGGUUGUAAAAUGUGGCAUUUCAGGUCAUUCCAUGUUCCCCAUCUGAUUUAGUUAAUAGUUAUCUGUUUGAACGCUAAUGCUGCCAAUUUGAAUCUGUGUCUUGUUAAUAGUUAUUGCCAAUAUGGUAAUGGUAAUAGCUUGGUUAUUCUUGUUAGCUUGGAAUGUUUGUUUAACUUUCUUGAUUUGACCAUAGUUGUGCUCUUUGAGGCUUGCCGGUGAAUAUUGAGUUCACUAUUUACUUUUGAGUUUGAGGUUGUUUUAACUUUUACCAUUACACAUCAACAUACUUCCCGUGGUACUUCAAUGAAAAUGACAAAAUUAUUGACAUGGACGUUAGAUAAUUUGGACGAUAUUAUAUGUCGGUGGGCCCAUGCCUAUCGCAUUAUUUCUGUGGUGGCAUCAAGCAUUGAGUGGAUAAAAUCCUUUCCUGGUGUCCAAAUUUCCUUCAGUAGAUAGAGCAUGCCACGUGGCAUCAUUUUAUUUGCCUGCUCCCAUACACUCCCCAUCCAGAUAAUAUUUCGGACCAAAUGCAAUUCAGCUGCCACAGGCUUGUGGUGUGCUGGGGACCAGUCAAGACAAGAAAUUAGCCAUGGGUGUGCAAAAAAACUGAAUUGUGAGGGAAGAGGAGCCACUCUUUGCAUCAAUGGCUGCGACUCUCACUUCCAAUUCAUUUCUUCUAACCUCCACACCCAAUUCAAGAGCAACCACCACCCUCAAGAACCCAAGGCUCUCUGUCUUGGCCAAGAGGGCUGGCCCCUUAUCUGCAUUUCGGUUUGGCAAGUCCGGGGGCGAUGGUUCGUCUUCGGAUGAAGGCCAAGCUGAUGAUUCCACCAAUUCCAGCUCUUUCCGGUUUGAUUUCGGCAAAAUUCCGGAUGUGAAAUCUUUGAUCCCUGUUGUGAGUCGGCCUUCUUUAGGCCUGUCAUUUGGGAACCCCAGAACUAAGGACCCUAGAACUGUGUUUGUUGCUGGCGCAACGGGUCAGGCUGGGGUUCGCAUUGCACAGACUCUUUUGCGUGAAGGUUUCAGUGUGAGGGCUGGCGUGCCUGAACUUGGUGCUGCCCAAGAAUUGGCUCGUGUUGCUUCUAAAUACAAGAUCAUAUCAAACGAAGAAUCAAAACGCCUCAACGCGGUUGAAUCCGUCUUCCAAGAUGCCGAGGCCAUUGCCAAAGCCAUCGGAAACGCCAGCAAAGUUGUCGUCACAAUCGGCCCCGCCGAGAACGGUCCAACGGCCGAAGUUACCCCAUUUGACGCCUUACUAGUAAUACAAGCUGCCCAGCUGGCCGGCGUUGGCCAUGUGGCAAUAAUCUACGACAGGAACACAUCGGGUGUAUCAACUUACAAUGUACUAGAUGGCCUCUCUUCAUUCUUUAACAACCUCUUCUCGGGAUCUCAGCCGUUGACUGUAGCUGAAUUUUUGCAAAAAGUCAUCGAAACGGGUGUCAGCUACACGUUUAUAAAAACAAGUUUGACUGAAGAUUUUUCGCCUGAGAGCUCAUACAACGUUGUCGUUUCAGCUGAAGGAAGCGGAGGUGCAAACGACUACAAAGUAGCCAAGGCUCAGAUUGCAAACCUGGUGGCCGAUGUUUUCUUAAACACUUCUGUGGCGGAAAAUAAGGUUGUGGAAGUAUAUACUGAUCCAUCAGCACCCUCCAAGCCUGUGGAUCAGCUUUUCAGUACCAUCCCUGAGGAUGGAAGAAGGAAAGCUUAUGCAGAAUCAAUUGCAAAGGCAAAAGCAGAGGAAGCGGCAAUAACAGCUGCUGAGAGAGCUCGCGAAGCAGCUGAAGCGACGAAGAAACUUGAAGAAGAGGUAAAAAAGCUGACUGAGCAAGAAGCUCGAGCAACUACUUUAGCUGAAGAUGCUCAAGUGAAGGCUGAGGCUGCAGGGGGCACAAUAGACAGCCUCUUCAACAAGGCAAAAGAUAUUGGCUCAGGGCUGUCCUGGGACAAGUUUAGCUCACAACUUGCAGACACAGUUCAAAAGUCUAUAGAGACACCAAAAGUGCAGAUUGCCACUGUCCGAGGACAGGCAAAGGCUCGGACUUUACCUCGGCAGAAAGCGGUUGCCAAGCAAGUUCCAACUCCAAAACUGGCUUCUUUGAAACCGAAGGAGCAGCCAAAGCCUAAGGCCAAGCAAACGGAUGCGAACAAGGAAGUGAGGAAGGUGUUUGGUGGCUUGUUUACGCAAGAAACUGUGUAUGUCGACGAUGACUGAGGCGAAAACUGGCCAUGUACCAGGGUUUAGUAGUAUUUAUAUGUCUUUGUUGUUAUUGAAAUUUGAAAGAUGGUUUUAUAUAUGAGUUCCAGCAAGUAAUACCUGUACUCGUUAAGUCUUUUCUCAACGAAUAAGGAAUUAAUCUCUUUCAUA
This is a messenger RNA of Prunus dulcis (almond), 2917 nucleotides long. RefSeq names its product protein PLASTID TRANSCRIPTIONALLY ACTIVE 16, chloroplastic. Lineage: Eukaryota; Viridiplantae; Streptophyta; Magnoliopsida; Rosales; Rosaceae. Bases 1196 to 2764 code for a protein of 522 amino acids. The record is from RefSeq and is a predicted model, not a curated record. The transcript is spliced from 5 exons.